AUGGCGAAGCAAGUUGAAAAAAACUUCACCUGGGUGAUAAAGAAUCCCACCUCUUUAUCAGUUUCUGAUCAAUUUCUGAUUGCUGGAUGUAAAUGGCAUCUUACUGCCUGGCCUAAGGGAGAGAACCUUGAGUUCUUCUAUCAGUAUCAGGGUGUAGCAGAUUCUCAGUCAUUGCCUUGUAGAUGGAGAAGACAUGUAAAACUUAGCUUAAUUACAGUUAAUCGAGUAUCUGAAAAACUCUCUAUAGUGACAGAUUCAGAGCUUUACUUUGAUGAGAAGACUCCCUCGCGUCGUUAUCCAACCGUACUCCCUCCUUCAAAACUUCUUGCAAAAGAUGGCGGAUUUUUGGUAAAUGGAGAACUAAAGAUUGUUCUUGAGGUGGUUGCUCAUGAAGUUAUUGGCACAUCAGGUGAAUUAGAGGAUUCUAAACUAUUGAGCAAAACUAAUUCUUUACUCAACAAGAAUCGACAAAACGUGAGCGUUAGUGUCAAGGGGCUUCAAGUUCAUCCUUCACAGGUACAAUUUGUGAAGCGUAUAUUUGAAAAAUACCCAGACUUUGCAUCCAAGUUUCAUUAUGAGAAUCGGUAUCUGAAGUCAGCAUACAUGAAUCUCCUCCUCGGAAUAAUUGAGACGCUGUGCCAACAACAGCCUCUGGAGCUCUCUGAUGAUGAUCUGCAUGAGGCAUCUGUUGCAAUAUCAAUCGUGAAAAAGGGAGGUUUUGAAGUGGAUUGGUUGGAGAAGAAGCUCGAGCAAUUAAAGGAAAAGAAGAAGCAAGUGGAAACUGGUCAGUCUAGGCUUCAACAGAUGGAGGAUGAGAUGCAGAAAUAUAAUCAGAAAUGUUUAGACUUGAAAGCUCUUAUGGAGAAGGAGAAAGCAGAUGUUUCGGCUGCUAAUGUAGCUAUCUCGUUUGAUGAUGUUUUUUGAUGUUCUUGUGUUGUGCUUAAUUUUUUUAGUUUAAUUAUG
Eutrema salsugineum is the source of this 963-nucleotide messenger RNA. RefSeq names its product MATH domain and coiled-coil domain-containing protein At3g58380. Lineage: Eukaryota; Viridiplantae; Streptophyta; Magnoliopsida; Brassicales; Brassicaceae. Gene Ontology annotation, molecular function: protein binding. The coding region runs from base 1 to 924 and encodes 307 amino acids. The record is from RefSeq and is a predicted model, not a curated record. The transcript has 4 exons.